CUGUUCUUCAGGUUUUUUCUUUUUCCUUGAUGUCCUACCGGCCUCCCACUCCCCACCCCAACGCCCACUGGGCCAUGACGGCCACCGAAGAUGACGCCUUGGACCUCCCCUACAGCACAGAUGAACAAGGCUCCAACGCCGCCAAUCCGCUGACAGGAGGGCUGACGACGGACAUUUCUGCUGGCCCAGAGGCCCCUCGACAGCCCGAUCAUCGCACGGCCCGGCUCAGUCGGUCCCCAGCGGUGAGCCCGGUGAGCUACGGUGACCGUGGUCAGAUAGCUGGGUUGGAACGUGCAGCGAGGGAGGGCUCCAUCGACGAGGCGAGUCUGAGGGCCAUACGGGAGAUCAUCGGAGAUCAGGAGACGGAGCAGCAAGAGUGGAGGUCUCCGUCUCCCUUCGAUGGCCGCGGACGUGGAGGUGGAGGUGGAGGUGUGGGUGAGGGGUCGAACGACGGCGGGCGGGCGGGGGGGAGACAGCGGGGGCGGUUGGAGCGGGCGCGCCAUCGGCUGCACAUACGGGCACCGGCAUUUCUGGAACCUAUCUUUCUCGACGGGACCGAUGGCAGCGACCCGAUUUCUUUGGCGUGAGCUGACAACAGACAGACAGAGAGUGGAGGAAGGAGGAGACAUGUGUGUGUGUGGGGGAUGGAUCUGUGCAUGUUGCUCGCCUCGCUGCACGCAGGAGUUUGCGGUGUGUGUCGUCGCUGGGUGUGUAUCGUGGCGAGGGCGAUAUAAGUCAGGAGGGCUCUGUUGAGGCUCCAAGCACGGAGAGCAAGGCUAAGGCGGGCAACAGUGAGGAGAAGCACUCUUCUUCAUCGUCAUCAUCGUCAUCGUCGUCGUCUUCAUCUGCACCCGCCGCUGCUACUGCCGAGCACGAGCACGGCGGCAGGAACAGCACCAACACAGAUAAAGUCAAGGAGCUUCAGGGAGACGUGAGCGAGCCGCACAUAUGAGCACAUGUACAGGAGCAUUCAUGGUUGACGUUGGUGUGCAGUAUUGCGUGAUAUGCUAUGAGCGUUUUCGCGUCGGUGACUGGGUGCGCAAGCUCAUCUGCUGUCAGAAAUAUUUCCACGGUGCCAGAAGUUGAAGGCCAAAACAGAGAGGAACAUUCAUUUUGUGUGUGUGCUCAUGUCUCCUCCUUGUCCUUGUCCUUGUCUGUGUGUCAGUGUCGUGCAUCGAACGGUGGCUGGAAGAUCACAGGCGUUGCCCCUUGUGUAACAGAGAUCUAGAGGCCAUGGGGCGGGACCUCUCCGGAAGGAGCCAGGCCACUAACACCCGACCGGUCAGUCAUCCGUUGUGGUCAAGAGACGCCCGGACAAUGCCAGCCAUAUUCCCUCCCUGUCAUUCCUUUCAGAAUGCCUCGCUGCUGCGGUUCAUCUUGCAGAAUUUACUUGCGCCUCCCGAUGGGGUGCCUUCCGCUGACGGCACGCUGACCAUCCAUCUGGCGCCGGCUGCCCACGGCAACAUCAACAUCGGUCCGCCAUCGCAAGAGGCCCACCGGGUGCCACCCCCGCCACCCCCGCCACCCCCGCCACCCCCGCCCCACCCCCACUUCCCUCCGAGGAAUCCGCCGCCUGGUCGUGUGUGGAGGGCCGGUGAGAACGGCGAGGUGAUCGACGUGCCGCGACAGGUGUCCCCGCCUGUGCAACGUAUCCCGUGUAGUCGUCGGCCGGUGAUGAAUCAGCAUCGGCCGGUGUCUCCCGGGGCGAGCUGGCAGGACAAUGUGAGGCCACUAGUUGACGAGGUGCUGCCAGGGGCGGUGCCGGUGGCGAUGCUGGAGCUGCCGCCCCGGGUGGAGGAGAUGCCGCCGGUUUUUGUGCAACAUCCCCCCUUCGUCCUGCCCCCCCGAUUUGAGGUCGAACGAGCUCAACAAAUUAUGGUCGUCAACCCCCCUCGGCCCCUUCCUCCCCCCCGCAUCGUCGCACCUGUACUUGCCCGCCCGCCGCCACCCAUUUCCCCUCUGCCCCAUGCUCAGCGGAAUCCCCACGACCCUCAGGGCCAAGGGUAUCCCUUCCCAUCUCCUCAAGGGCAUCCCUUCCGACCUCCUGUGUAUCGCCAUCCCCACCCGCGCAUGCCCAACGUCAACAUACCCCGCCCGCGGCUGUGGGGGCCGCGACUUACAUUCCAGGCGAUAGACAAAGUGCAGCAGGGCAAAAAUGGAGACAAGUGAAUAAAGGACAGCCAUGUGUGUCAGACACAUUGUGUGUGUAGUGUGGUCGAGAUGGGACGGCCAGGGGGGUGGAGUGGGAGAAAGGGGGUGUGAAGGGAAGGGAGAGACAGCGGAUGGGUUCGUAACACGAUGAUAUAUGGGUGGGUGGAUGGAUGGAUGGAAUGACACUGGCUGCGAUGAACGGAGGGAGUGUCACAUGGAUGGAUGGAUGGACGGAUGGACGGACAGACGGGGAAACCGUAUCAGCGAUUUUGAUAAAAGCGACUGUCGCACG
This is a messenger RNA of Vitrella brassicaformis, 2443 nucleotides long. NCBI's taxonomy places the organism in Eukaryota, Vitrellaceae. The record is from the annotation of a GenBank genome assembly.